Molecule: messenger RNA, 2028 nt
Organism: Tripterygium wilfordii
Lineage: Eukaryota; Viridiplantae; Streptophyta; Magnoliopsida; Celastrales; Celastraceae
Product: aspartyl protease family protein 1-like
Exons: 10
Coding region: 262-1815 (517 amino acids)
Biological process (GO): proteolysis
Molecular function (GO): aspartic-type endopeptidase activity
Source: RefSeq, a predicted model, not a curated record
CUCUCUCUCUCUCUCGUUUGCGUUCCCUUGGAUCAGGUGGGAACGCUGUCUUCUGCCACCACAAAGUCGUCUCUUUUGAAGACUUCCAUAUCUCUGAAAACCCAAAAACUCCUUCCCUCUCUCCCUCUCUCACACACACACACACACACAAGAAAGACAGGCUCUAUAUUCAUAAUAAUCCCAAUUUUUCUGCGUACCCAAAAGCUUCUCUCUCUGUCGAAAGUUCGUUACUCGUUUACCGCUUUUUCGGCUUCCUCAGCGAUGGUGGCCUGGACAAGGACUUGGGCUUUAGUAUGGGCCUUGAUGUUGGGUUGGGCCUCGCAGAGAUGUGAUGGGUUCGGUACAUUCGGUUUCGAUGUUCAUCACCGCUUCUCGGAUCCGGUCAAGGGGAUUCUGUCCGUCGAUGACCUACCGGAGAAGGGCUCCGUGGAAUACUACUGGACUAUGGCCCACCGCGACCGAGUGAUGCGUGGUCGCCACCUAGCGGAGUCGAACGAUCCGACGGCUCUCACUUUUUUCAAUGGCAAUGACACUUACAUGCUCAACUCUUUGGGAUUUCUCUAUUAUGCCAAUAUCACACUCGGAACGCCAAGUAAAUGGUUCCUCGUAGCACUGGACACAGGCAGCGACCUUUUCUGGUUGCCGUGUGACUGUAAUACCAGUUGUGUUCAUGGACUAAUUAACUCAAAAAGACAGCAAAUUGCCUUUAACAUCUACAGUCCGAAUGCAUCAUCCUCUAGUGCAGCAGUUAAUUGCAGCAGUUCCUUAUGUGCACAGCAGAGACUAUGCUCAUCUGCUCGUGACACUUGUCCUUAUAAAGUGGAGUAUCUUUCUGUCAACACUUCAUCGACUGGGAUUUUGGUAGAGGAUGUAUUGCACUUGACCCCGGAUGAUAAUCAAUUUAAAGUUGUUGAUACACAGAUCACGCUAGGUUGCGGGCAUAAUCAAACAGGUUCCUUUUUGGAGGGUGCAGCUCCAAAUGGCUUAUUUGGACUUGGUAUGAGUAACAUCUCGGUUCCAAGCAUCUUAGCAGAGCAAGGGAUUGCUUCAAAUUCUUUCUCCAUGUGCUUUGGACCCGAUGGCAUUGGGAGAAUCAGAUUUGGAGAUAAUGGAAGCUCAGAUCAAGGAGAAACACCAUUCAAUAUUCUUGGACAACGGCAUCCAACUUACAAUGUCAGCAUCACUCAAAUAAACAUGAAUGGAACUGUUACUGAUAUCGAUUUCAGUGCAAUUUUUGACUCCGGUACCUCAUUCACAUACCUGAAUGAUCCAGCUUAUACGCGUAUAUCCGAGAGUUUUGAUUCUUUCAUAAAAGAAAGGCGGCAUUCUUCUGAUACCAAUAUCCCUUUUGAUUACUGUUAUGACAUAAGUCCAAACCAAACAACUAUAGAUGUUCCCAAUUUAAAUCUGACAAUGAAAGGGGGACAGCAGUUUUUCAUCACCGAUCCAUUAGUGAUCAUCUCUGAUCAGAAUCAAACUUUGUUUUGCCUUGGACUUGUCAAAAGUGAAGAUGUGAAUAUCAUUGGACAAAACUUCAUGACUGGUUAUCAGAUAGUUUUUGAUCGCGAGAAGAUGGUAUUGGGUUGGAAGGCUUCUGACUGUUACGAUGCUGCGAACUCCAACACUCUGCCGAUCAGCCCAACAGGAUCUACCGUAGUUCCCCCGGCCACGGCAUUCAAUCCAGACGCCACAGCAGGAGGGAGCAACAAUCCUCAGGUAUCAAGUAUACCAUCGUCCGCAGGAAAUGGUCCACUACACUUGAACCCAUUUGUUUAUGUUUCUAUUUUUGUUCUUCCAUUUUUCACCAUUUUUUGAUAAUUGUUUCUCCUCCCUUCUAGAGUAUAUAUUAUUGUGUUCUAAUAGGCAUUUCUCUAGAUGAAGUUACAGAGUAUACAUUAUUGUGUACUAAUAGGCAUUUCUCUAGAUGAAGGUACAGAGUAUACCGGAAGCAUAUUAUUAUCCCCCGUUUUGUAAACAAUUUUUAGGUAUAUUAACGUUAUAAUAAUACUUGUACAGAAGCUUAAAAAA